This is a messenger RNA of Raphanus sativus (radish), 1036 nucleotides long. Its product is annotated as ethylene-responsive transcription factor 15. NCBI's taxonomy places the organism in Eukaryota, Viridiplantae, Streptophyta, Magnoliopsida, Brassicales, Brassicaceae. Gene Ontology annotation, biological process: regulation of DNA-templated transcription; ethylene-activated signaling pathway. Gene Ontology annotation, molecular function: DNA-binding transcription factor activity; DNA binding. The coding region runs from base 142 to 867 and encodes 241 amino acids. The record is from RefSeq and is a predicted model, not a curated record. The transcript has a single exon.
CGCGCAUAUCUAAUUCAUUCCAUGCCCUUUAUAUAUAGGAUUAGGUUUUGCAAUAAGUAAUUGCCACAACAAAAAGAGAGAACCAAAAAGAAAGAGAAAAAGCUGUUAAAAGGAAAAAAAAAACAGUAUUCUCAAUCUACCAUGUCUUCUUCUCCGAGUUCUUGGAGCUCAUCACAAGAAUCGUUUUUAUGGAACGAGAGUUCCCUUUUAGAUCAAUCAUCUGAUCAUCAAUCCUUCUUUUGCCCUAAUUAUAAUUACUCUGAUGGCUUCUUCUCAUUUGAGUCACCGGAGCCGACGAUUAAAGAAGAAGCUCAAAACGGCGACGUUUCCAACUCCGAGGAGGAAGAAAAGAUUGGUGGUGUUAUCGAUGAAGAGAAGUCAUACAGAGGAGUGAGGAAGAGGCCAUGGGGAAAAUUUGCUGCUGAGAUAAGAGAUUCGACUAGGAACGGAGUUAGGGUUUGGCUCGGGACGUUUGAUGAAGCUGAGGAAGCCGCUCUUGCUUAUGACCAAGCCGCUUUCGCAACAAAAGGAUCUCUCGCAGUACUCAAUUUCCCCGUGGAAGUGGUCAGAGAGUCUCUCAAGAAAAUGGAGAAUGUGAAUCUUCAAGAUGGUGGAUCUCCGAUUAUGGCCUUGAAGAGAAAACACUCUCUUCGAAACCGGCCUAGAGGGAAAAAGAGAUCUACUAACUCUUCAUCUUGUUCUUCUAAUUCUUCUUCUCAUUCAUCUUCAUCCUCAACUUCUUGGUCUUCAUCUUCAACAUCAAGAAGUAAUGAGCAGAGUGUUGUGAAGCAAGAAGGUGGUACACUUGUGGUUUUUGAAGAUUUAGGUGCUGAGUAUUUAGAGCAACUUCUUAUGAGCUCAUGCUAGUUUAAUCUUGAAAAUGAUUAAGCUUUAAUUUGUGGUAGUUUUGAAAUUUGUUUGUUCAUUUUGCAAUUGCUUUGGUUGUCUUAUUUUUCAUUUGUUGUAUCUAAAUGAAAUUAUUGGAAGAGAUGCGAUGGUGAUGUUGAACUGUAUAUAAAACUGUAUUAUUGCGUUA